GGGGGAGGGUUUUGCUGGGUGUCUCAGGGGGGAGGCAGCGGGAAAGCUCUCUGCCCCGCGGCACUCCCCGCCAUGGGGGAACCGGCCCCGCUCGGGACAGAGCCCGCGUGGAUCGCGACGCCUCUCUCCUGGGUGUGUGUUGGGGGGGGGCGGAUUUCCAGUCACGGCUCCUAGCGCUGGAGAAUUGCCCUUUACAAGAAUAACGGAAGGAGGCAGAUGCCGGCUCCUUCCCACCGCCACAUAACCGCAGGCUUCCCGACUGAGGUGCAGCCCAGCUCCGCCCCCCUCCCCCCAGACGGACAGAGGGACAGAAAGUUCCUGGCAACCACGCAGCUUCCCCCGCGCCCCUGGCAAGUGACAGCCAAGGCGCGGGGUCCGAGGGGGGCCAGCGGACGGGGCGCGGCGCGGCGGGCGGGCGGGCGAUGCCUAGUUCAGAGGCGCCUCCGCGCCUUCCCCGUUAAAGGCAGAGCACAGCCCCGCUCGGGACCGGCUCCUUACGUCGGCGCCAGCUGAGGAGCAAGCGAGUCUGCACUGGGGCGGGGGGCGCUGGGUUGCCAAGUGGACUUUUGUUGCUUUCCUCCCACUUGCGAGUGAGUCGAUCACAUCUGUCGGAGCCGCCGCCUCGUUGAAAUAGGAGUCCCCCCAAAGUGGAUCAUUUCUUUUCUUCUGCUCAUUCACCCUCCAGUUCAGACUUGCAAUGAGCGGACUGAAGUCUCCUGUGCUGCUGGGGCUGGUGCUCUUAAUGCUGUCAGCAGGUUAUUGCAAAGAGAGAACGGACUCCAUAGACCUAAAAGACAGGCAAAGCCUCUUCAAUCUCAUCAUGGAGAUUAUUCAGGAACUGAAAAGGCACCACAUGGAAAAGGACAACGAGGUGCAAUACUUCUCCAACCACGACUAUACUUUAGACCGAAGAGAAGUAGCUGAUUAUGGAGAGUACCAGGACGAGCAGAGAGCUGAAAUAGUUCCUAGAGAUUUGAGGAUGAAAGACAAGUUUUUAAAGCAUUUAACAGGUCCUCUCUAUUUUAGUCCAAAAUGCAGUAAACACUUUCAUCGGCUUUAUCACAAUACAAGAGACUGCACCAUCCCAGCUUACUAUAAAAGAUGUGCCAGGCUUCUUACUCGGUUGGCAGUAAGUCCAAUGUGCAUGGAAGGAUAAGAUACUACCAUACAGAAAAGAAACACCAAGAAAAAGGAGAAGUGCCUUGGAAACCAACAGGGAAAUAGAACUUAAUACCUUUAUAACAUAUUCCAUUGUGAACAAGAGGAUUUAUUUUUGCAGAUUGACAGACUAUUUCCCAUAAUUCUUUUAACGUGUUUUGUAUGUUUUCAACAGUUUGCAGAUCUACAUCCUUUACAGUAGUAAAACUGCCAAUAGUACUUACUGCUCCAUACUUAAAAGUACACUCCACAUUUGAUGUGUAGUGCUGCCAAAAAUUACAUGAACAUGUACCCUUCACCAAGAAAUUAAUGUUCUGUUGCUGAAUUCUGAGACUUGGAGGGAUGUUUAUAUACCCUGAACUCUUAAUCUACUCCACAGCAGUGGUUUUCACUUGAUAUUCUUCAUGAUUAUGCAAUUAAAAGAGAGUUUGGAUAAAACAAACAUUUAAAAAUUUCAGUGUUGGAGGGGUCACAUUGUACCCUUGGAGUGCAAAUUACAUGACAAAUACAAAACACAAUUCCAAGUGAACAAGUUUUCUCAAGACAAAAGAGUGUGAAUUUUGUACACACACACACACACACACACACAAUCUGCCACUGGCUUUCUGUUCAAUGUGUAAACAUUCCAACUAACGUGCAAUAUGUAAAUACUGUAAAUAACAAACAUGAGUAAUAAAGUGUUUGAUAUAUUACAUGAUCUUCAAUGUGUAUUCUUUAAAUGUCCCUUUAGAACAAUGGUUUUCACAAACUGGAAUUGAUUUCACGUGAUUACUCAUGAUGUUUCAGAGCAAAAUAAUCUGUAAAUUAUAUUAAAAUCCAAUGCAAAAUUGUAUUAGGAAAGUACUGGUGAAAAGGCUAAACAAAGACUGCAUCAGGAGGUCUCACUAUGCAUUUCACUUUUCUUUAAAAUCACCUACCCAACCCAUUUGGUGUAUGUGUCAUUUUAUUUGUGACCAAAAAACCCAAACCAAAAACCACACACUAUGGAGCAUUUCUAAUAAAUGCAUUCCAGACACACAAAAGUUUUGACACUUAAGCUUUCUUUCAAAGAACCAUCUA
Molecule: messenger RNA, 2217 nt
Organism: Chrysemys picta bellii (western painted turtle)
Lineage: Eukaryota; Metazoa; Chordata; Testudines; Emydidae
Gene: ALKAL2
Product: ALK and LTK ligand 2
Biological process (GO): positive regulation of ERK5 cascade; positive regulation of ERK1 and ERK2 cascade
Molecular function (GO): receptor tyrosine kinase binding; receptor signaling protein tyrosine kinase activator activity
Source: RefSeq, a predicted model, not a curated record